CGGAGAGCGCUGACAGCCUGUGGCUCAGGCGACAGCGCAAACCCCCCAGCAGAGGCACCUGCUGCCCCGCCAGGACUGCUAACCCCCUGGAGGGGGGGGGCCACUUAACAGGACAGCGUGCUGGGACGGGGGCGAGAGGAAACGAAGACCUGUCCCACGGAGAGAGAGAGAGAGAGACCGUGCUGUCCAGGGUGCCAGGCAGUCACGAAGACCUGUCCCAGAGACAGACCGUGCUGUCCAGAGCGCCAGGCAGUCGGGGGCACAGGGACAGAGAGGAUGCACGACCAGGAGCCGCGGGUGUGAGUGGACGUGACGGCACUGUGCGGACUCCACUUCUCUCUGUCACUUUAGAGCGAGUUCAAUUAAAGCCACGAUGACCGACUCCGCCUCUGCCAACGGGGAGGACAAGGACCCCGACAUUGAGCUGUUUGUCAAGGCGGGGAGUGAUGGUGAGAGCAUCGGGAACUGUCCCUUCUCUCAGAGACUCUUCAUGAUCCUGUGGCUCAAAGGAGUUGUCUUCAAUGUCACCACCGUCGACCUGAAGAGAAAACCAGCCGAUCUGCAUAACCUGGCCCCAGGGACACACCCUCCAUUCCUCACCUUCAAUGGGGAGGUCAAGACUGACAUCAACAAAAUCGAGGAGUUUCUGGAGGAAGUGCUGGCACCCCCAAAGUAUCCGAAGCUGGCUGCAAAGCACAGAGAGUCCAACACUGCGGGGAACGACAUUUUCGCCAAGUUCUCGGCCUACAUUAAGAACACAAAACCAGAGGCCAAUACAGGCCUGGAGCGGGGUCUAGUCAAAGCCCUGAAGAAACUGGAUGCCUACCUGAACUCUCCCCUUCCAGAGGAGAUUGAUGCAGACAGCGUGGAAGAGGAGAAGAGCUCCAACCGCAAGUUCCUGGAUGGAGACGACCUGACGCUGGCUGACUGCAACCUCCUGCCAAAGCUCCACAUAGUGAAGAUUGUGGCGAAGAAGUACCGCAACUUCGAGAUCCCGGCAGACAUGACGGGCGUGUGGCGGUACAUGCAGAACGCCUACGCCCGCGACGAGUUCACCAACACCUGCGCCGCGGACAAGGAGAUCGAGCUGGCCUAUAUGGACGUGGCCAAAAGGCUGGCCAAGUGAGGCGGACCGGUGCCGGGGGUCCGAUCGCAAAAAAAAAA
This is a messenger RNA of Megalops cyprinoides (Indo-Pacific tarpon), 1164 nucleotides long. Its product is annotated as chloride intracellular channel protein 5. Bases 374 to 1126 code for a protein of 250 amino acids. The transcript has 6 exons. Lineage: Eukaryota; Metazoa; Chordata; Actinopteri; Elopiformes; Megalopidae. The record is from RefSeq and is a predicted model, not a curated record.